GCAAAAGGACGUGAAUAUUCACAUCUCAUUAUAACAAUACUAAAUCUAUACAGACGCCAUGGGUUCUUGGGACUGCUAUUGUGCCAUAUGUGGGGGACCGUUUUGCACAUUGUCUGUGGCGCAAAAGCCACGCAGCCAGCGAUUCUUUCGCCGCCACGGUCUUAGCCAACCGCAGUCGUCCAGCUCAGCGCACGCCAAUCAGUCCACAGAAGAUGAUCGCGGAGAUGCAACAGCUGAGACUGGCAAUAAUGGGGCGGCUGAUGCAGCAUCUAUAGAAAAGAUAACAGCGGAAGAUGAACUGGAAGAUGGCUCAUACGACCCUGAUGUUAUAUCUUCAAGAAAGACAGCCUGGUUGGAAGAUCUUCAUAUCCUAAUGAAGGGUGAAGACGAAGAGACAGGAGAAGAAGUUGGGUGUGUUUCAGGCGUUGGCAGAUAUUACGAUUCCGCUCAGGUUGACGUCGAUAAAGGUGACGAUCCCAACUUUGACCCACAAGCUGAGAUAGUCGCCUACGACGGCAGCUUUCCGUUUCACUGGCCCUGUUUUGAGAUUCUCGGGACGGUUCUCGAAGGCAAAGCUGGAAUCAAUGGCUUGAACAAAUUGAAGUUGUACACCACUAUGCGGGCCGCCCAUCCCAUGUUCGCCAGUCGCCUAAACAAGCUCGAUUAUGGUAACCCCGGCCCAGCUUGUGAUCAGUGGUGGUUUUCUGAAGCGGGGAAAGAAUUUGUCGUUAUCCACCCAACAGCUACAUUGAAGAAAACCACUGCACUGAUUCGAGACAGAUGGAUGAAGUGUACUCAAGUGGUCAGCCCUUCUGAUCGCUUGCGUCGUGCCGGCGCAGAUAUUUUUCAGAGACUGCCGUUGGAGUUAUUGGCCAAGACCUGCAACAUGUUGACUCCAGAGUCUCUAUUUCAAUUGGCCUUGGCAUCACCAACUAUUGAUGCUUUGGUGGAAGACAAGCCGUUCUGGAAACAAUAUCUCCCAAUCCAUAUGCCCUGGAGCUUUGAGUUACUAUCACUUUUUGAUGAUGAGUCGCAAACCUUUUUCCACAAUGUCGACUACAAGUCUCUCGUCCGGUGGGUGGACCAAGAGACAACCCCGCGUCUGUGGAUGCGCGGCCCGUUUAUGAGCAUUGCCAAUCGUCGGCGCAUCUGGCACGUCUGCGAACAAAUGGAACCGGUCUACUCAGGGCGCCUUAGAAGGUUUCCAUUAUCGGAAGAAGAGCGGAGACGAUCAGAACUCAUGAUGGCGCGAAUGGGCUUGCCUCCAAGGCAAUUACAGAACAGCUGAAGAUGCAUUUAGCAAGACGUUUUGAAGGGGAUAGGCGGACUGAUGCGCAGCAGCUAAAUGAUCCGAAAUAACAUCAAAUAUAUGGUAUUCUACUAGAACCCUAAGAGCUAUAACAAUAAGGUUCUGCU
Messenger RNA from Trichoderma asperellum CBS 433.97, 1416 nucleotides. RefSeq lists its product as uncharacterized. The record is from RefSeq and is a predicted model, not a curated record. Lineage: Eukaryota; Fungi; Ascomycota; Sordariomycetes; Hypocreales; Hypocreaceae. Gene Ontology annotation, molecular function: protein binding.